GGGCGAGUCACGUGGGGGCGAGGCGCGCUAAGUGCGGCUGCGUUGGCCGGUAGCUGCAACUGGAGCGGUUGUGUUCGGAGGAGACGCGAAACUGGAUGGCUUCUACAGGGAGCCAGGCCUCGGCUAUAGACCAGAUUUGGGAGCUCUUGAGUGAUGGCGCACCUCCCACCAAAAAGCCCAGGAAGCUGCUCCCAAGCCUGAAAACGAAGAAGCCUCGGGAGCUCGUGCUGGUGAUUGGAACGGGCAUCAGUGCUGCAGUCGCACCGCAGGUCCCAGCCCUGAAAUCCUGGAAGGGGUUGAUUCAGGCCUUACUGGAUGCGGCCAUUGAUUUUGAUCUUCUAGAAGAUGAGGAGAGCAAAAAAUUUCAGAAAUGUCUCCAUGAAGACAAGAACCUUGUCCAUGUUGCCCAUGACCUCAUCCAGAAACUCUCUCCUCGUACUAGUAAUGUUCGAUCCACAUUUUUCAAGGACUGUUUAUAUGAAGUAUUUGAUGACUUGGAGUCAAAGAUGGAAGAUUCUGGUAAACAGCUACUUCAGUCAGUUCUCCACCUGAUGGAAAAUGGAGCCCUGGUAUUAACUACAAAUUUUGACAAUCUCCUGGAACUGUAUGCAGCAGAUCAGGGAAAACAACUUGAAUCCCUUGACCUUACUGAUGAGAAGAAGGUCCUCGAGUGGGCUCAGGAGAAGCGGAAGCUGAGCGUCUUGCACAUCCAUGGGGUCUACACCAACCCUAGUGGCAUUGUCCUUCACCCAGCUGGCUAUCAGAAUGUGCUCAGGAACACUGAAGUUAUGAGAGAGAUUCAGAAGCUCUAUGAAAACAAGUCGUUCCUUUUCCUGGGCUGUGGCUGGACUGUGGAUGACACCACUUUCCAAGCCCUUUUUCUGGAGGCUGUCAAGCACAAAUCUGACUUAGAACAUUUCAUGCUGGUUCGGAGAGGAGAUGUGGACGAGUUCAAGAAGCUUCGAGAAAACAUGCUGGACAAAGGGAUUAAAGUCAUCUCCUAUGGAAAUGAAUAUGCUGACCUUCCAGAGUAUUUCAAGCGACUGACAUGUGAGAUCUCCACAAGGGGAAGGUCAGCAGGGACGGUAAGAGAAGGCCAGCUAAAUGGCUCAGAAGGCCAGCUAAAUGGCUCAUCGACAGCACACAGUGAAAUGAGAGACUGUAGUACAUGAGAGGGCUAGAGGAAUCACCACCAUUAGCCCAAGCUGUAAGGGCCUACCGUGGACAGUGUUUAACAAGUAAACUCACAAGAACCCAAAACAGCGCCUAGGAACUACCAGAACGCAGAGGUUGAAGGCCGGGGUUAGUGGGCGGGUGUCGCAGCUUACCCCUUCGUGCAGUGCCGGCUGCUUCCUGAUCCUCUGCGGCCUGUUCCAGUUCAAUACCCAAGUGACAAGGGACCCGGAGGCCGCCCCGCCCCACCCCCAGGCUGGACAGGCCUACGUCCACACAGCAGGGACAUCUCUACCGACCGUGGCCACAGCUCCGCAUGAAGAACUCGGGAUCUAGAUGCCACGGGAGCGCCGCGGCCCUUGUUGCAGUUUUGUACUCUAUGCUUGGUUUUUCAGUUACGCUUAAUGGCACUUUUAAAACAUGGCUUGAAGCUCUGGUUUUCUAGCUCUUUUACAGUGUACAGUCUUUUACAUAAUUGAGUUGUAUUGAAAGCUUGUUCAUUUACUUC
Messenger RNA from Orcinus orca (killer whale), 1681 nucleotides. It is a transcript of the gene SIRAL1, whose product is annotated as family with sequence similarity 118 member B. The transcript is spliced from 8 exons. Lineage: Eukaryota; Metazoa; Chordata; Mammalia; Artiodactyla; Delphinidae. The record is from RefSeq and is a predicted model, not a curated record. The coding region runs from base 96 to 1172 and encodes 358 amino acids.